CGCCGCGGCUCUGGGGACGGCUUCCGGUCGUCGCGCUCCGGGCGGCCGCGGCGGGGAGCGGGCUGGCGGAGAGAGGCCUGGCUCCCGGUCGGCGCCCCGCUGUCCCCCAGGCGGCCGUGCCCGCGGACGCGCCCCGUGCGGCUCCUCCGCGUCCGUGCGCCGCGGCCCCCGGCUCGGUGUGCGGGGCAGUGUGGGGGCUCGCGUGUCCCGGGGGCCGGAGAAACCGAGCACAGCGCGGGCUGCGGCUGCCGGAGGGGCGGAUCCGGAGCCCCGACGCCGGGUGGCGCGAUCAGCAGCCCCUCGGGCUCCAAGCGUGGCUCCCAGAUGACAGCACUCACAGUGAAGUGAUGCCCUUCCUGCAGGCUGGAAAUGCAGGGGCCUCCUGGGAGAGGACAGGGGGCAGGGACUCUUCCUGCCCCGCAGAGGGGUCCUGCUAACCACCACUGAGCCUGAGCCCCCUUCUGGAGGGGGCGUCCUGCUCUCAGGCACCAGCCCACCGUGUGUCACGGCUGAAGCCAGCAGGGGUGGAUCUCCAGUGGCACUCUGGCCCGCUCAGACCUGUGCUUCUUCCCAGGCCCCACCAUGUCCGGACCCCAGACCCCAGAACCGACCCUCAGUGUACAGGGGGACUCCCCCAUGGGCACGAGGGAUGAGGACGCUGCUGAUGGCAUCCAGCACUCACAUCGCAUGCUCAGCUUCAGUGACGCACUCCUGUCCAUCAUCGCCACCGUGAUGAUCCUGCCUGUGACCCACACGGAGAUCUCCCCGGAACAGUUUGACAAAAGUAUACAGAAGCUUCUAGCGACCAGGAUUGCUGUCUAUCUGAUGACGUUUCUCAUUGUGACUGUGGCCUGGGCAGCACACACGAGACUGUUCCAGGUUGUUGGGAAGAUAGAUGACACGCUUGCCUUGCUCAACCUGGCCUGCAUGAUGACCAUCACCUUCCUGCCGUUCACCUUUUCCUUAAUGGUGACGUUCCCCGACGUGCCUCUGGGCAUCUUCCUGUUCUGCAUGUGUGUGAUCGCCAUCGGGGCCGUGCAGGCGCUGAUCGUGGUGUACGCCUUCCACUUUCCCUACCUCCUGAACCCCCAGAUCGAGCGCGCGCCCCACAGGGCCCUCUACCGGCAGCACAUCCUGCGCAUCGUCCUCAGGGGCCCGGCGCUGUGCUUCGUGGCCGCCGGCUUCUCCUUGUUCUUCUACCCCUUGUCGUACCUGCUGAUGGCGAUGGUCAUCUUCCUCCCCUACGUCAGCAAGGCGUCCAGCUGGUGCAAGGGCAGGCUUGUGGGCCAGCUUCUCCUCCUGGCACGCCCCACAGGCCCCCAAGAGCCCCCAGCUCACAGCAUGGAGUUCUUCACUUUCGACCUGCAUGAACCUCUCAGCAAGGAGCGGGUGGAGGCCUUCAGCGACGGGGUCUAUGCCAUCGUGGCCACGCUCCUCAUCCUGGACAUCUGUGAGGACAACGUCCCCGACUCCAAGGACGUGCGGGACAAGUUCCACGGCAGCCUGGUGGCCGCGCUCAGCGCAUACGGGCCGCACUUCCUGGCGUACUUCGGCUCCUUCGCCACGGUGGGCCUGCUUUGGUUCGCGCACCACUCGCUCUUCCUGCACAUCCGCAAAGCCACGCAGUCCAUGGGGCUGCUCAACACGCUGUCGCUGGCCUUCGUGGGCGGCCUCCCCCUGGCCUACCAGCAGACCUCGGCCUUCGCCCGCCAGCCGCGCGACGAGCUCGAGAGCGUGCGCGUCAGCUGCGCCAUCAUCUUCUUUGCCAGCAUCUUCCAGUUUGCCAUCUGGACGACGGCCCUGCUGCAGGAGCAGGAGACGCUGCAGCCCUCCGCCCGGUUCGGGGGCCGCGAGCACGCGUUCAUGUUCGCCAAGCUCGCGCUGUACCCGUGCGCCAGCCUGCUGGCCUUCGCGUCCACCUGCUUCCUGAGCAGGGUCAGCACGGCCAUCUUCCACCUCACGCAGAUCGCGGUGCCCCUCACCUUCCUGCUGCUGCGGCUGCUCGUCCGCCUGGCCUCGGCGCUCCUGCGGGCCCUGCGGGGCCUGGCCCGGCCAGUCCCCGGGGCCGAGGAGGACGUGCGGGCCCCGCUCCUCCCUUCCACCUGCUAGCUCGCCCCUCUGCCCUCCCCCCCCCCCGCUGUUCGCCCGUUGGGGGUUGGGGUCUCCCCCAGUCCUGCCCCAGAGCUCCCGGGAGGGGCUUUGCUUCUGCCGACGCCGGCUUGCGCCUCUGCAGCCCAGGCCCCGUGGCCACGUGCGUUCAGCCGGGCCACGUGGGUGCCGGCCCUCGGUGGGGGUGUCCCCAGGCCCCAGCGUGGCCGCCUGCUGCGUGCAGAGCUCCGCGGGCACCCCCCCCCCCGCAGUCCCCGGGCACAGAGGACACAGCAGCAGGACAGCAGUGCCCAGACUGUAUUUGUCCUGGAUAUAAAUUAGGGUUACAUUCAGGUAGUGACAAGGUACACACGAGGGCCUGGCUGCCAGGCGCACACUGCCCCGUCGGGGCGCACAGACUCACUUAAAUACAGAAGGACACACGACGACAGACCAGAACCCACACCGAGGCCUGCAAAGCAAAAGUAAUGGCACCACGGGGACGUCAGAGCGAACACACGUCCGUGUGCUGGAGGCACGAGAUAUGAAUGUUCCGCCACAAGUGGCUGCGACAGUGCAUUUGUGUGGUUUUGGCAGAAGCUCGGGGGACACGGGGCAGGCCCAGCCCGGCCAGCCGGCACCGACAGCGACGCCAGGACAAGCGGGAGGUGCACGGUGGGUGGGCCUCUCGGGGCGCAGGAGACUCCCCAGGCUGAGGGGCUGGGGCCGCCCCUGCGGGCGCAGUGUAGACGCAGGUGCAGUGUAGACAAGCAGACGAUUAAAACUCCUCCCACCUCA
This is a messenger RNA of Nyctereutes procyonoides (raccoon dog), 2886 nucleotides long. It is a transcript of the gene TMEM175, whose product is annotated as transmembrane protein 175. The coding region runs from base 583 to 2109 and encodes 508 amino acids. Gene Ontology annotation, molecular function: proton channel activity; potassium ion leak channel activity. The transcript has 11 exons. The record is from RefSeq and is a predicted model, not a curated record. Lineage: Eukaryota; Metazoa; Chordata; Mammalia; Carnivora; Canidae. Gene Ontology annotation, cellular component: lysosome; endosome.